This is a messenger RNA of Rhineura floridana, 3338 nucleotides long. Its product is annotated as putative adhesion G protein-coupled receptor E4P. NCBI's taxonomy places the organism in Eukaryota, Metazoa, Chordata, Lepidosauria, Squamata, Rhineuridae. The transcript has 17 exons. The record is from RefSeq and is a predicted model, not a curated record. Gene Ontology annotation, molecular function: G protein-coupled receptor activity. Gene Ontology annotation, cellular component: membrane. Gene Ontology annotation, biological process: adenylate cyclase-activating G protein-coupled receptor signaling pathway; cell surface receptor signaling pathway. The coding region runs from base 164 to 2083 and encodes 639 amino acids.
CACAAGACCAUGAGGACUGCAGUCAGCUGCCUUAUUCUGGGAUUUGUCAUUUGUCAUUUGUCUUGGAUUUGUCGCUUUCCACAACAAUGAAAAAGGGAGAACCCCACGGCAACAGCUAUCUGACGAAUAUUGGAAUUUACUGUACUAUACAGGUUUAGUUUCUAUGGAUGAUGAAAACAGUGAUGGUGGCAUAGUUAAAGAUUGUGGCCCUAAUUCUGUUCCUUCCAGUAAAUCCAGCUGUGUCUGUAAAGAAGGAUACAGGAUGGUAUCUAGGAAAAUGACUUCCUUGGGAACCAGUCAGACCACUUGUGAGAAAAUUGCCUACCACUGCCAACAAGAUGUUGUAAGAGAAAAUGACAAUGUAAGGACCUGUUUCAAUGCAACAAAACCAGAGGAUAACUUAAAUCAUAACAGUUUCUACUGCUUGGUGGUGGUGUCCACCUUCCGCCUCUUGAGACUCAUCUGUGAAAAUGGCAGCCUGAGAACAACUUCCUUGCAGGACACAGUGGACUCCUUUGAAGAAUUUCUUGUCAACAUUUCCCUACAGAGUAUUGAAGCAAAGGAGGAGGUUGGGUCAGUUGUGAUGUGGGGUCUGAAAGGAUUAGGCUCAGCCUCAGUAGCAAAAGCUCUUGCGUCACCAGAGAAACAAUCUCAGACUGUGGUUACUAACUCAGUAGUGAUUCAAACACGCAUCAUCAAUGAAGAGGACAUUUCAAAAAAUGAAACACUCCACUUAAAAGCUCAAGGAGACCAAAUGGCCAUUGAUCCCAGAGCACUGACUGACAAAACCACCCAAGGUCCUGUUGCUGUGGCUUUCAUAUCAUACAGUAGGCUGCAAUCAUUCCUGAAUGGGACUUUUCCCCAAGAUGAGACUGCAUUGAACUCUAAAGUGCUGCAAAAAAGCUGCCAUAUGAACUCCAGGAUCACAAGCGCUUCCGCCAGCAGCUGGAUGAGGAAUCUUUCCAGGCCUGUCAACCUCACUUUUCAUCACCUUGAGAACAAAGUUCCCCAAGAGAAAGCUAUUUGUGUGCACUGGAACUCUGCAGGCAGAGAUGGUGCCUGGUCCCCUGAGGGUUGCAGGCACCUCCGUUCUAACACCACUCACUCAGAAUGCAGCUGUCGGUACCUGUCCAGCUAUGCUGUGCUGAUGGCCCCCAUUCUUAAGCAGGGAGAUCUAAUCCUCUCCAUUAUCAGCUACAUUGGACUGAUCAUGUCACUCAUCUGCCUCUUCCUGACUAUUGUUACAUUUCUCUGUUGCCGCUCCAUCCAGAACAGCAGCACAUUCAUCCACCUACAGCUGAGCAUCUGUCUCUUCUUUGCUGAUCUCCUCUUCAUAAUUGGGAUAGACAAAACGUACAACAAGAUCCUGUGCUCGGUCAUAGCUGGAACACUGCAGUACCUCUUCCUGGCCUGUUUCAUGUGGAUGUUCUUGGAAGGUAUGAAUCUCUACGUCGUCAAAAACUUGAAAGUGGCAAAUUAUAGUGGUGCCAGCAAGCGUAUGAAGAUAUCCAUGUAUCUUUCUGGCUAUGGGCUCCCGGCCAUGAUAGUAGCCAUUUCUGCAGCAAUUGCACCCACGUCCUAUGGGACUCAUAACUGCUGGAUUACCUAUGAGGAAGGCUUUAUCUGGAGCUUCCUGGGACCUGUCUGUGCCAUAACUGUGAUCAACAUAGUGUUUUUCUGCCUUAUCCUGAAGAUCUUGCAUGAGAAGCUUGUAUCUCUCAACUCAGAAGUAUCUACCCUCAAAAAUACUAGGUCCCUGACAUUUAAGGCAAUCGCCCAUGUGUUCAUCCUGGGCCUGACUUGGUGCCUAGGCCUCUUUCAGUUUGGCCCUCUGGCUGAUGUUAUGGCAUACCUGUUCACAAUCACCAGCAGUGUGCAGGGAGUCUUCAUCUUCCUGGUGCACUGCUUGCUCAACAGAAAGGUGAGAGAAAUAUAUUGGUGUUUGAUUUCAUGCAAGAAAGAUAUCCAGCCUCCUGUUUCUGAGAUGACUAUGACUUCUGUCAUCAUCAGCUCUCCCAAGAAAAAUGAGGAAAGUACUGCUUCAGGACAGCAACAGAAGGUGGAAUGGGAGGGAGAGGCAUGAUCAAAUACCAUUUUGGUUUCUUCUUCAAAAUACAACAGAAUGAAGCUAUGGGUUUUUUUUCAUAUCCAGUCAACUACUCUUUGUCUGGUUGCCUCCACAUUUUUAACAUAACAGAAAACUGAAGGUUCUGAUUUUCAAGUCCUUUCCAAUUGCUAUUAGAAAAUUUAGCAUAAAAAAGCAAUGCACUAUAGGUCUCCAAAACUCCUGUUGCACAUUCCAUUUUUAGAUGAUAGAAUGUGUGCUUUCAGCAAAGCAAUGGGCAUAGAUUGAACAAAUGCGGAGGAAAGGACACAUGGCCUGUCACUUGAUAUGAAGAGUGUGCGUGUGCGCGAGUGCAUGCGUGUGUGUGUGUGUGUGUGUGCGUGUAAUGAUGAACCUUGAGUAUGAGUUAGGUUUGCUGUUGUUCUUGUCAACUUACAAUAUGUAAUACAACAUUAAAUGCAAAUGAGGACUGUGGAGGGAUGUAUUUGGACUUCAGAGCAAUGAGCUGUUCAUCUAGCUCUUUUAGAAUGCCACUUGUGGGGGACCAAUACAAUUGUGGGGAGUCUACUUGGAAACUGGCCAUUUUAGUCCAGGAGUUAAAUGUGUUUCGAUUUCAUUUAAAGUUAAAGGAUUAUUAUGAGUACCAACUAUAUAAUCCAAUUUUCAAAUCAUACUGGCCAACCCAAAGAGGUGGUUUUAAGAAUAACUAAAAUAAUACAUAGGAAGAACACAAAACACACAAAAUAAUGAUUAACAUUUAACACCCUUAAAUGUGCAUGUGAUGAAGAGGUUGUCUGGUGACAGAUGAAGUAGCACUUUAUGUGUGGUGAGCCAAUCUGAAGACUCCUUUAUAAAAAGACUCAACCAUGUCCCACCCUGUAGAAAAAGCUGCAUAAAUUGGCCCUUAAAUUAAACGUUUUGCCUUGUUAGAAUGUGAAAUGGAGAAGAGAGGAAAGGAAAAUAGCUUUUGCUCCAGAGAAACUAUGGGGGAAGUGAGAGGGUAUAGCCCUAUCCCCAGUUGAGGUAAUAAUGUGAUUAUCAAUGAGGGUGGGGAUGAGGAACUUGAGGUCCUCCAGAUGUUGCUAGACUACAACUCCCAUAGUCCCUGACCAUUGGCCAUGAUAGCUGGGGAUGAAUUGGAGUCCAACAUAUGGAGGGCCCCAGGUUCCCCAUUCCUGCAUUAUGAGCAGCUAUAUUUCUGGCAAAUCUCAAAUUAUGUGCAUUGCAUUAUUGUACUGUAGUUGCUGUGUGUUAUUUAAGAAAGAAAAUAAAU